Molecule: messenger RNA, 2424 nt
Organism: Spodoptera exigua (beet armyworm)
Lineage: Eukaryota; Metazoa; Arthropoda; Insecta; Lepidoptera; Noctuidae
Source: the annotation of a GenBank genome assembly
CACAAACUUCUCUUUGGUUUGGUGGAUUCAGUUGGUCUAGGCAAGAUUCAACGAAAUAAAUAAUGUUAUGUAUAAUAGUUUAUUGAAUUGAAAUGUGUUAUAAAGUAAAAUUAUAAAAUGUGUUCGUAAAUUUUAUGAAUAAAUAUAAAAGUUAUAUACUCUUCAGUCACUAAUCAUCGAAAUGGCAGUUUGUGGGCUAAGGACGUUAUUGUUGAUCGUGUGUAUUUUGGAAUUGAUCAUCACAGUACAGCGACAAGUUUUUGAUUUCCUGGGUUAUAUGUGGCUGCCUAUUAUAGCAAACUUCACAAAUAUUUUGUUGAUUAUAUUUGGAUCAUUUGGAGCUGUCCAGUAUAUAACAAAGUACCUAUUUGCAUAUGCCAUCUGGAGCUUUAUGUGGCUGGUGUGGAAUAUAUUCCUAAUUUGUUAUUAUCUUAAUCUGGGCACUUUGAACAGGGACAGUGGUUUACUAUCACUGGGUACAGGCAGUGUAAGUUGGUGGGAAAGCAAUGGUUGGGGUUGUCAACCAGUAUGGGAUGAGGUAGAUGGACCUGGCACAUGGAGGCCCACACGAGUGGAGGGCUGCUUCAUGCAGUGGGAUCAUGUGGAACUAGGACAGUCAGCUGUUGCUGCUACUUUAGCAGCCACAGCAUUGCCCUUAGCUGUUGUCUUGGCCUUUAGAUCAUUUAAGAAGCAAAAACCAGCAGCAGAUAAAGGCACAAUAUCACGUCGUCCAGUGUACACAAUAGAAUUGAGCCCAACUGAAACAAAUAUCAGUGAAACUUCAAUGAAACCAAUGACUCCGAGACGCGUCAAGCGUCGAUCGGGUUCCCGCGGAAACAACUCCUCAGUUCGCAGAUCACGUCGAUCAUAUAGAAAUGCUGGGUAUUUAUCAUCGAAUGCAUCAUUACCUCGUGAUUCGAGAGCGUCCCGGCCCACUUCCGCGCACUCCUCAUAUUCUAACUUUCACGCAGCUCGCCCUGUUUCAUAUCACGCUCCAGAAAGAGAAAACUUUCCUUGUGUGGAUGAUGCCUAUAAUGAUCCACCGCCUCCGGUCGAAUCUGUUCCUAUAGUAACUAAUAAUAGAUAUAACACUAUUGGACGUAGCAGUAUGAAGUCUGGUUACGAUGUCGUUGGCCCAUACAAUGAGCCAAACCCACAAAGGAAAUACGAACCUAACAUUCCAUCUUACGAUAAUAUUGAACGAAAUUACGAAACCGCUCCGACUUACGACAACAGAGCGGACAAUGUAACGCCUUGCGAGUCUCCAUCGUAUGUAUAUGGUGGAGCGUAUGGCGAUGGCGCCUGGCAGACGCCACCACCUCCGGCGCCGCCCUACAGUGCCCGGGCCACACCACAGGCGCCUGGCCCGCCCGCGUACCAGGCGGCUAAUGAUCACUAUAAUAUGAAUGUAGGACCAUAAUAUCAUAAAAUGCUCGCAGAGUAUUUAAGUGCCUUAAAGCGGUGAUGUUAUUUACUAGUUGAAAUAGACACGUGUGGCCUAUUUACACUCUUUCUGGAAAUAACAUUUAAAUUUAAUAAUAUUAAUGUAUGUGAUGUUGAUUUUCCAGACGUAAAAUGGAGCUGGACCUUAAAUAUUAUUACUAAGUUCUGAUUUAUUUUUAAGAAUAUCGAAAGUAAUUGCCAUCUUGUGGUGUGUUUAUGAAUGUAUGAAAUGUAUGUAAUGAAACCUGAAUGUGAUUUUAUACGAAUUAAUCUAGUUUUGAAGUUGUUUCGAAAUGAUUUAAAUUGGGUUUUAGGCGAGUAUAUUUUAAGUCAUUGUUAUUUUUUAUCGAGAUGUUAGCUUUAAUGACACUGUUAGUGUUAAGUUUCUGCCAGAAAUAGGGUAGUCAUAUAGUUACAAUAAUACCAUAAGAAUAUUGUCGUGAGAAUUCUGAAAAGGGGUUUUUGUCUAGCUCAGUGACAUUAUGCCUACACAAGUGUAAAGGUUUUUGCUCAGUGACGUACUUAUUUAAUACUGUAAAGUGCACAAGAAAUAUUUGUGUUUCUUUCAUAGAUAUUUAAGUCUCUCUAACAUUCCAGUGGCAAGCAUUCCUGACGAGUGUCAUAGCAUGGCUCUCAAUAGGGAAAUAGUUAAAAUCUCGUCCAACAAUAGCUUAUAGGAAAGUAAUUGGAAUUUAUGUAUUAGAUAUCCGUCCAGUUUAGUGUAAACAAGAAUCUCAUGAUUAUAUGAGUAUUAUUUGAAGAUCGAAUUUGUGUAGACUUAAUCAUAUUUGAUGCAACUAAGGACCAAUCUUGUACCUAGCAAUUAAUUAGAUUACAACGAGCUUUAUUAGGUUAAGCCAAUAAGUUAUAGGGUUAUAUUUGAACCAGAUGGUCUGGUAAUUUUUUUAUACCAAAUAUACACCUACAAAGGAAGUAUUGAAUUUUAUUAUUAUAUUUACCUUUUAACUAUUUGGAUAGUGG